AUGCACGCCCUUACUACUCUCCUUACCGCCGCCGCGCUGGCGCCUGCGACCUUCGCCUGGGGUCCCGAGACCGUUACUGUCUGCCGCCGUGAGGACAUCAACCGCUUCUCCUGCACCGCCUCGUUGACCAACGCCCAGUGCGCCGACAAGGUCCUUGCUAUCGAGCAGGAGGUCUCCGGCGACUGGAAGAGCGAAGAGUUCCUCGAGGGCUGGUGCAGCAUCCCCUCGGAGCGCUGGUCCCGCCUUGAGCGAGCCAUUGACGAGACCUGUGGCGAUCAGAUUCGUGACGUCCUCAACGCCUACACGGCCGUCUGCUAUAACUGGCGAAGCAAGCAGAAGCCCUACGUUUGCGACAAGGCCAACCAGAGAACCCACACGGAGAAGGAGCUCGUCUUCUACGUCUGCGGCAGCGAUGUCACCACCUACACUCCCCCCGCGGCCACCAAGCCUGCUACUUCCAGCACGCAGGCUCCUAAGUCCUCUGCCCCGGUUGGUUCCAACAGCACCAUGCCUAUCCAAACUCCCCCUAUUGUUGUUAGUGGUGGAUCUGUCGCUGCUGGCAUUAACAUGGCUGCCGUUGCCCUUGGUGUAGCUGCCAUACUCUGAAGUGGCCUUGUCUCAAGAGGAUUAUAUUUAGAUUUUCGUAGUAGUCG
Messenger RNA from [Torrubiella] hemipterigena, 653 nucleotides. Lineage: Eukaryota; Fungi; Ascomycota; Sordariomycetes; Hypocreales; Clavicipitaceae. The record is from the annotation of a GenBank genome assembly.